Molecule: messenger RNA, 1202 nt
Organism: Gamsiella multidivaricata
Lineage: Eukaryota; Fungi; Mortierellomycota; Mortierellomycetes; Mortierellales; Mortierellaceae
Product: ribonuclease T2
Exons: 4
Coding region: 1-1047 (348 amino acids)
Biological process (GO): RNA catabolic process
Cellular component (GO): extracellular region
Molecular function (GO): RNA binding; ribonuclease T2 activity
Source: RefSeq, a predicted model, not a curated record
AUGAAGUUCAUGACCAUUGCCGCCUCCUUGGCUGUCGCCGCCCUCUCGGUCGUCUCGGCUCGUCCCGUUGACUCCUUGUUCCGCCGCCAAUCGACCUGCCCCGCCAACAUCCUCUCCUGUUCAUCCACAGCCACCGGUGUCGACUCCUGCUGCUUGCCUACAAUGGGUCUCAUCGUCCUGGUCCAGCAGUGGUACAACGGUCUCGGACCCUCGGACCAGUUCACCAUGCACGGUCUCUGGCCUGAUACCUGCUCCGGCGGCCAAGGCCCCACCAGUGGGUGUGAUUCUACCCGCGUUUACACCGAUGUUGCAACAAGACUCCAGAACUACCCUAAUGCGGAUGCCAAUUUCGAGAAUAACAUGAACACAUACUGGUCCUCAUACACGGGCGAUAACAACGAGUUCUGGUCGCACGAGUGGUCCAAGCACGGUACUUGUGUCUCGACCCUAAAUCCCUCCUGCAUUGCCAACUAUGUCCAGGAUGAGGAUGUGUACAAUUACUUUAGCAAGGCCUUGGCGCUCCGCCAGCAAUAUGACUUGUAUGCUGCGUUGGCUAAUGCUGGCAUUUACCCUGGGUCUACCCCAAAUGUUGCGGAUAUGCACACUGCUAUCCAUAACGCGUUCGGUGUCGAUGCCGAGAUCAAUUGCUCGUCUGGAUCUUUGAGCGAGAUCUGGCUCUACUUCAAUGUAGAGAACGGAGACCAGUACGUCCACACUGCUCCACAGUCUCAAGGAUCCUGCAGCGGAGCCAUCUCUUACCCGACCAAAUCUGGUUCACCCGCGACCACCACGACUACUACCACUAAGGCCACAACCACUACCACCAAGGCCACGACUACCACCGCCGCCGCCUCGAGUCCAACCUCUACAGCACUUCCCAGUGGUCGUCAGAGCGGCUCCUGCAGUGUUAAUGGCGCCACUGUUUGCGUCAGCUCAGGUUCUUCUACCUACUAUUCCAAAUGCAACCAGGGUACCUGGGUCCUGAACCAAUGCAAGUCCAGCCAAGCCUGCUAUAGUGAUACCGUGACCACCACCCACUGCGCCUAAACCGCCUAAAUUGUAGUGAGCGACCCUGGGCAAGCUGUGGCGUUGACGCCACUACUCCUGCUGAGCGGGACAGACAUCGCCAUCUUAUACAAAACCCUCAACAUAAUAAAGUAACGAAGGAGGCCUCAUUACUGUUUUUCACAUCGUAUAGUAGC